Messenger RNA from Caenorhabditis auriculariae, 3594 nucleotides. The record is from the annotation of a GenBank genome assembly. Lineage: Eukaryota; Metazoa; Nematoda; Chromadorea; Rhabditida; Rhabditidae.
AUGCGUGUCCUACAGUCGGCCGCCGUUCGAAGGUUUGCUCCAAUUUUUUUUAUUCGUCAAAAAAAUGUCUGGAUGGGCCGACGAAAUUAUAAAAUUGCCUAUUUUGGAAUAUUUUGUGUCAACCUCGAGAACGUCUUGGCAAUAAUUUGACAUCAUUCGAUUCCUAUGGCUCAAAAAAAAAGUCUCGAAAAAAAAGUUCCAGCAAGAUUUUUCAUUUACUCAUCUCCGACAGCUUUCAAACCUCAUGGAAAUCCGUUAUGGAUACAAAAUAUUUCCAAUAACUUGUCCUAAAAGGGUGGCAAUUUUACUGCCUUUUCCGCCCUUUCAACGGCCUUUAUCCACCCUUUUUGGAUCCUUUUGAGAAACAAAAAUAUUUUUAAAGUUUAAUAGUGAUUGUGUAUGAACCAAAAUGUGCUACAGUAAUAAAUCGGAAAUCAUUAUUGGCCAAGACUUUCAGCACCCUUUCACCCUUUUUGGCACAGCAAGAAAAAAAGGCUCAAUAAAGGCGGCAAAACGGAACCCUUUUAGCGGCCAUUUUGCGCCCGUUUUCCGCACUUCCGACUUUGACAGUGCUACGAAAGAUUCGAUUUUUCGAAAACCGUCAUCCCUGAACAAACUUUAGCCUCUAAAAUAUUUUUUAAAUCCAAAUAUCCAGCUCGAUCGGCUAUGUAGCCGCCUCUACCUUCUGGUCACUGAUGGCCAAAAUUCUCGUGACUAGGUUCUUCUUCGACUAUCCCUUAGUGAUCCUCAUGCUACAAACAACCGCUACACUUCUGAUCGUUGAAGUUCUCAGGUUCAUUCGACCCAGAACCUAGGGUCAAAGACGCCUUUCAGAGUCCUGGGUGUCCUCAAAUUGGCGCCUUAUUCCUUCGAGAAAGGUCGUCAUGUCUUCGUCCCCUCGUUGAUGUUGAGCGUGGCCCAGUGGAUCAGCGUCGCCUCUUUCGAGGGCAUCGGCUUGCCUUCUUUUGACUCUAUCAAAAGGUACAGGGACUUGAAAUUCCGAGGAAAUCUUGAAAGGUUUCAGAUUCUCGCCAUUCUUCGUCUGCCUCGGGAUGGCUGUAUUUGGACGAGGCCAACAGAAUCAACGGAUCGACGCCAAUAGGACUCUCAUUGCCUUGGGAAUCUCCUUUGCCGCCUCCGUCACAGGUAAGAUCGAAACUUUUUAAAAAAAACUGAAGUUUCUCAAAUUAACUUUUCCUUUUAAAGAAAGCCGCUAUAAAUCGAAAACGCUGGAUCUGUAUUUGUUCCUUUUCCCUCUUAUCAGUUUGUUAACCUUUCUUCAGUCUUCGAACUCCAGAAUCUACUCGGUUCAUCUCCAAUUUACAAACUUACGAUCACAGAUAGAAAAAGUAAAACUUGGUUUAAACCCGCCGACCUAAAACGACUUGCGCCAAAAGCCAUUCUACGUGCGACCAUGGAUUUAUAAACUGUAUUUCUUCCUUUUCCCUCUUAUCAUGUUUUUAACCUUUAAAGUUAGUCUUAAAACUCCAGAAGCUACUCGUUUCAUCUCCAUUUUACAAGCUUACGAUCACAGUUAGACUUGGUUUAAACCCACCGACCUAAAACGACUUGCGCCAAAAGCCAUUCUACGUGCGACCACGGAUUUCCAAACUAGAAGUUCUAGUUAGAAUUGAGAAAUUUGACAUCAUGGGGACUUUUCUGAUUCAUUCCUAAUCAAAAACCCUUAAGUGAACCUCGAAAUGAGCCUGGACCGUUACUCGCUGUUCUACGGCCUCGCUGCGGCUGCCCUUCAAGCCGGCGCUCUUUUGCAGUUUGAAGGACUUCUUCAGAACCUUUCGGUAGUUCAAAUAACGACCUAGCCUUACAAAAAGUCGAUUUCUAGUCCUUCGAUAUCCUCUACAUGCACUCGUUCAACUCGCUAGUCAUGUUCUUGUUGGCUGAUAUCGUUCAGGUUACUCUUUCGAUCUAAAAAAAGCAGAAAAAAUGUUUAGGAUGAGAUUCGCGACGCGUUCAUGUACAUGAUUACCGCCGCCCAUCCAACUUUCGGCGGAGUUUUCGGUAAGAAAAUUCAAAUAUUCUCGAAUCAAAAAUUUUCAGCGCUCCUACUAAUUGCUGGAAUUAUCUUCCAAUGGUCGCUGUUCUACUGUUUGGAAAAGACGAGCGCUUUAGAUCUUCAGAUUGUCUCCAAUGUCCGGGCCGCUUUUGAGGUACACAUUUUCUUAUGAAAAAUAGGAGGGUUACCUGUAUAGGGGAUGAUAAAGUUUCAAGGGAUCACUUAAGAAGUUUUUCAGUUUUUCCAUUGAAGGAAGGCCUACAAAGGCAUUUAGAUUUUCGGUUUAGGUUUUCAGAAAAAUGAAAGGGUAUUUUUUUCCUUAACUAUGCGCUUUUGAAAUGACCCCUUAAGCAGUCAAUCUUAUACACGGCUUUUUUUCGACGCCACGCCCACUUUUUCUCCGUAAAGUUUCGUGUGUCGUGUGCAUGCACAGCGCCGCUUUCGCGCAGAAAAUUGCGUUCAUGUAGAGAACUUUCGAUUCGUCUUAAAGACCUCUGGCAAUACUGCGGCAUGCGCCUUUAAUAUGCUCUGUUAUUUACGCCGAAAUCUCAUGACGUCACGUGGGAGCGGCGGAUCUUUUGGCUCCGCCCACCGUGUUUUUGGUUUCGCAUUUUCUUCCACUAACAAAAAAGCCGUGUAUAGUCUGUUCAGAUUUUUAAUGUCAAGUAGAAUGACGUCAUUCGAAAAACGCUCUGUGGAUGGCUCGCUCUCGAUUGGUUUAUCGCGCGAUUAGGGGGCGGAGCUUCAGCGAGGACUUGACAUUUGAAAUCUGAAUAGACUAUAUAGCAAUAUGAAUUAAUUUGAUAAAAAACUAAUAAUUUGAUUUUUCAAACUGACAAACAGUAAAAUGUUUUUAUCAUUUUCCUAGAUCAUCCUGAUAACUGUUAAAUUUCAGAUCUUCGUGGCCUACUACCUAUCUGUAUAUUUGUUCUACGACGUCUCGCCGGGACUCACCAACUGGAUUUUCUUGUUCGCCACGCUUGGCGGCGCGGUUUAUUACUUCAAGGUUUAGUUAUUAAUUCUAAAUGAAGAAUCCAUUUGCGUUCCGUGAAAAAGUUUUGAAUUUAAAAAUUAACUUCAAUGAAAAGUCUUCAAAACUUAGAAAAAGUCAUCUUUUUCUUUGGAUGAAAACGCACUCAUGAAAACUUUUCUUAGUCAUUUUCCUGAGCUUAUUUUUAAAGGCUCAGCUUAUUUUCUUUUAGUUUUAAGGGCUCAGCUUAUUUCUAAGGGCUCAGCUUAUAUUUAAGGGCUCGGCUUAUAUUUAAUGUCUCAGCUUAUAUUUAAGGGCUCAGCUUAUUUCUAAGGGCUCCGCUUAUUUCUAAGGGCUCAGCUUAUAUUUAAGGGCUCGGCUUAUAUUUAAUGUCUCAGCUUAUAUUUAAGGGCUCCGCUUAUUUCUAAGGGCUCUGCUUAUAUUUAAGGGCUCAGCUUAUUUUCAAGGGCUUUGAGCUCUGUUUUCUGUUUUUCAAUGAUCUCCGAGCUACUCAACAACUUCCCUAAUAAAAAUUUCAAAAAAAAGCCAUUUCCAGGUUCAAACCAACGAUCAAGUCAUCAUGAAAGGUCCCUGGCUCAGCAAAGCUUAA